ACAAUAUUGUUGUAAAACAUCAUUUUUUAUUUGAUACUUCUUGUUUGUGUUUUAAAGUAAAAAUUCACGCUUCAUGUUACACAGCUAAAUCUCUGAAUACUUCAUUGGCGUAUUUUAAGUUCAUAAAACUGUGCUAUUCAUUAGUAUUUCGUUUACAAUCUAGGUUAGGUAUUUUGUUGUACAAUUAUUUCUGUUUUUGUUAUUAUGACGAAUGAGUUAACUUUUAAUUAAAGUUGAUUAUUAUUUUAUCAUAUCUUUUGCAACACUUUAUUUUUAUCCGAGAUUUAUGUCUCUUCUGUUCUCAGAAUCAUAAUAAAUCUUGUUAUUAUGCAGAAUCAAGAGCAUUUACUCCAAGAGAUUGAAGGCAUUGAUGAUUAUUGGGGUCCAACAUUUCGGGCCAUAUAUGAUCAUGAUGAUGAUAGCCACAAGUUUAUUGAAACUUUGGACAAUCGUAUCAAACAGUAUGAUAAAGAUAUUGAACGAAUGUGCAAUUUUUAUUAUCAAGGUUUUAUAGACUCUAUUAGAGAACUACAGCAAGUUGAAAAUCAAGCAUCUAAAUUAAAAAAAAAAGUUAUUGAGUUAGAUGUCAAUAUUCAAAAUAUUACUGCUGAUGUGGUAACUGCAGGUGAAGAACUUGUAAAAGCUAGACAAGUUGAAAACAAUAUUAAAAUGGCCAUUGAUAGCUUAUCAUUAUGUUUACCUGCACUUUCUUCUUAUAGUAAAUUACAAAAACAAAUGGCUGAUAAACGUUAUUACCCUGCUUUAAAAACUUUAGAACAAUUAGAGCAAUUAUAUUUGCCUCAAGUUUCUCAUUAUAAAUUUUUUAGACAGAUGAUAGAUAGAAUACCAAAGCUUAGAGAAAAUAUUAGAGAGUCAUCAAUGUCUGAUUUGAAUAGUUUUUUAGAAACUAUUAGGAAAUUUUCAUCAAAAGUUGGAGAAGCUGCCAUGAAACAUAGUAUAGAACAACAAAACUAUGAUUUUGGUUUGAAUAAAAUAAAAAAAAAACCAUAUAUGGAUAAUUCAAAUGAAGAUAAUAUUUCUGAUGAUGAAGAUUUGUUGAGUGCACAAGAUCUCAUUGAUUUUUCUCCUGUUUACCGAUGUAUACAUAUAUGUACUGUAUUAUCAUCUAGAGAUAUAUUUGAUGCUUAUUAUCGUCAACAAAGAAGAGAACAAGCCCUUUUAACUCUUCAUCCUCCUAAUAAUAUGCAUGAAUCAAUUGCAAGUUACUGUAUUUAUUUACAAAGUAUAGUAGGAUUUUUUGUAGUUGAAGAUCAUGUACUAAAUACUGGUAAUGGAUUAUUAACUAGAUCUUACUUAGAAGAUCUAUGGAAAAUGGCAUCUGAUAGAGUAGUAAGCAUUAUAAGAACAAAUACAGCUUAUUGUACAGAUGCUAAUUUACUUUUAAAAAUAAAAGAUCUUAUUAUGGUAUUUUGUAUUACUCUUAGAAGUUAUGGAUAUUCUGUUAGAAGUUAUUUUGAUUUAUUACAUGAAAUUCAAGAGCAUUAUAAUGAGAUUCUAAUGCAGAAAUGGGUUCAAGUUUUUAGAGAUAUUUUAUAUAGAGAAACUUUUAUCCAUCUUCAAGUUGAAAACCAAGAAGAAUAUGAUAAUGUAAUUAAGACAUUUCCAUAUCAAGAUGAACAGUUGGAAAAUUUACAAUUUCCUCGAAAAUUUCCAUUUUCUUCAAUGGUUCCUAGUGUAUAUGAUCAAGUAAAACAGUUUAUAAAUGCUUGUUUAAAAUUUUCAAAUGAUUUAAAUUUUAGCGAAGGAGAAGUUGAUGAAAUGGUUCAGAAGUCUACAAAAUUACUACUUUCUAGAACUUUUAGUGGUUGUUUGUCAUCAGCCUUUCACCAACCUAGACUUGGCUUAUUACAAGUCAUUCAAAUAAUUGUUGAUAUGGGAUACUUAGAAAAAUCUUCUACAUCUAUUCAGAAAUUUGUGUCUGAGGCUACAGGGUCUUCUGGAGGAACUGUUGGUGAUGAUGCUGGAAUAUCAUUAGGUGUAGCUAAAAGUGAUGCUGAACAUCAUAUGUAUGAAAAAAUGAAAUUAAAACUAAAUGAAUUUUUAGAUUUAGAAGACUAUGACUGGAUGUUAGUUGAACCAACUGGUCAAGCUUCAUCAUUUGUUACAGAUUUAAUCAAUUUUUUACGUGUAGUUUUUAAUGCUUUAAGGAGUCUUACUGAAGAAGUAUCUGUUCAUGUUUGUCAAGUGGCAUUUGAACAUAUUUCAAAAUCUAUUUUAAAUUUAUUACUGAGUGAUGAUAUAAAGCAAUUAUCAAUGGGUGCUUUGAAUCAAUUAAAUCUUGAUGUUAUUCAGUGUGAAUUAUUUGCUGCAUCAGAGCCUGUUGGAAAAGGUGAAGAUCCAGAUUUUUCUCAAUAUUUUGCUCCUUUGAGACAACUUUUGGACUUAUUGCUUAGUUGGGACUGGUCAACAUAUUUUCAUGAUUACGAUCAAGAAACAUCAAAAUAUGCUUAUGUAAAACCAACUACAGCUGUCAUUGUUUUAGAAAAAUUAAAGGAAGCAGAUAAGAAGAGUGUGUUUUCAGUUUUAAAAAAAAGUGAAAGAGAUAAAAAAAAACUGCUUGAUACAGUAUUAAAGCAAUUAAAACAGUUAGCAAUUACUGUUCAACAAUAGUUAGAUUCAAAAUAUACAAAUUUCUCUCACGCAAUAUAAUUUUUUUUUCUAAAUAUUACUUAAUGUAUACAAGAUGUGCACUUUAUGUUUAUUUUUAUCUUAAUAACAUAGUAUAUAUUGUAGUAUAUAAAUACUAUGUAUAAACAUUUUUUUUUAUAUUUAUAGUAUAAUACAAUAUUGCAUUAUACAGAGUGUUCAAAAAGUAAGGCAACAGAUCAAUUAUUACAAUUAAUGAGAACAAUAGAAACUUGUUUCCUUACUUACUGAACACUAAAUAUUUAUUUGUUUAUGAUUAUUAAUUGAUAUUAAAUAAUUAUAAUAAAAAUUAUUAUUAAUUACAUUUAGAAAAUUUUAGUUUUAUUUUUUAUUGAAUCGAGAGUUUUCUAUGACGAUUUAACUAAAAAAAUUUUAUUUUGAGUUUUACAUGUAUGUAAACUAUACGAUUUCAAUAAAAUAAUUAUAUUUGAAUGUUAGUUUGGUAUUUAUUAUAAUUAUUUUCGUUAGCCAUUCUUUAAAGUUAAUUAUAGCUGUGGGUUUUAACAUAACUUGAUAAAUAUUUUAAAUUUUAAUGAAUUAUUUUUUCUAUUAUUUAUUCUACUUAAUUAAGUUAAAAUCAUAGUACUUAUAUUUUGUAGAACUUUUUUCCACAUUAUAAUUUUG
Molecule: messenger RNA, 3291 nt
Organism: Daktulosphaira vitifoliae (grape phylloxera)
Lineage: Eukaryota; Metazoa; Arthropoda; Insecta; Hemiptera; Phylloxeridae
Gene: Sec15
Product: exocyst complex component 6
Exons: 2
Coding region: 328-2631 (767 amino acids)
Biological process (GO): exocytosis; Golgi to plasma membrane transport; intracellular protein transport
Cellular component (GO): exocyst; membrane
Source: RefSeq, a predicted model, not a curated record